Molecule: messenger RNA, 6730 nt
Organism: Patella vulgata (common limpet)
Lineage: Eukaryota; Metazoa; Mollusca; Gastropoda; Patellidae
Product: endophilin-A3
Exons: 11
Coding region: 96-1232 (378 amino acids)
Biological process (GO): synaptic vesicle uncoating
Cellular component (GO): glutamatergic synapse; presynapse; cytoplasm
Molecular function (GO): protein binding
Source: RefSeq, a predicted model, not a curated record
CUGUUUUGUGACGUCAUGAGGGAAGCCCGAUAGCUCAACAGUGGGAGUUAUUUUACACUAGACGUGUGUCGACUAUUCUGAUAUAAAUUGUCAAAAUGUCGUUAGCAGGUUUAAAGAAACAGUUCAAUAAGGCUAACCAGUAUAUGAGUGAAAAGAUUGGUGGUGCUAAAGGAACAGAGCUAGAUGAAGAAUUUAUGGAAAUGGAGCGAAAAAUUGAUGUUAUGGGCAAAUUGGUGGAGGAUCUUAUUAUUAAAACACAAGAAUAUCUCCAACCAAACCCAGCAUCAAGAGCUAAAUUAUCAACCAUGCACACAAUAUCAAAGAUUCGUGGACAGGGCAAAAUAGCACCCUAUCCACAACCUGAAGGUAUUUUAGGAGAACAUAUGAUAAAACAUGGAAAAGAUUUAGGAGAUGAAUCAGUAUUUGGUAGUAGUUUAGUUGAAUGUGGUGAAACAUUUAAACAUCUAGCAGAAGUAAAAUACAGUUUAGAAGAUACUGUCAAACAGAAUUUCCUUGAUCCCUGGGUACAACUUCAAAGCAAAGAGAUCAAAGAAGUCAAUCACCAUAGAAAGAAGUUAUCAGGAAGAAGAUUGGAUUAUGAUUGUAAAAGAAGAAAGAAAGAAAAAGGUGGAAAUAUUACGGAAGAAGAUUUAUAUUCUGCUGAAGAAAAAUUUGAUGAAUCAAAGUCAUUGGCUGAAACAGCUAUGAAUAAUUUAUUGGACAAUGAGAUUGAACAAAUAGCUCAACUUCAGUCUUUUAUUGAAGCUCAGACAGAUUAUCAUAGACAGUCUAUGGAAGCUUUACAGAGUUUAUGUGAGACUUUAGAAGAAAAACGUAAUGAAGCUGCUAACAAACCACGAAUUGAACAUGUUCCAAAGCGUGUGGCGUCAUUCCGACGAAGCCCCUCACCAUCACCACUGUAUGAAACACCACAUGAUAAUAAUUUCGGUGGUUCAGGUAGCUACAACUUCCAGUCCAAUGUACCACCUUCUUAUAAUCAGUCUGGAUUUGACGGGUUUGAUAAUAAUUAUGAUGUCUCUAACAAGCAAGACGCGUCUGCUGAAGCUCUAUAUGAUUUUGUACCAGAAAAUGAAGGAGAACUUGGAUUCCGUGAAGGUGACAUGAUAACUCUGUUGAGUCAAGUUGAUGAAAAUUGGUUUGAAGGAUCAUUAAAUGGAAUAGUGGGUUAUUUCCCGGUUAAUUAUGUUAAUGUUGUUGUACCGUUACGGUGAUGUUUUUGAUUACACAAUCAUCAAAUGAUAUGUAAAUUGUUGUUUGUGUUUGUGGCAUUAUCGGAAGUCAUAUCUUAUUUAAAAAAUAAAAAUCUUAAUGUGAACAUUAGGAACCAUAAGAUCGUUCUUGUGCAAAUCUGUAAAUUGUAAAUUUUGUCAUUGUAAAAAUUCUACAAUGUAGUAGGGAAAACACACAAAUUAUUGAGUAAUCCAUCAAAAUAGAAAUAAUAUUUAAUUUGUUUAUUAUAAAUGUUCACAUUACCCACCACAAAUUUUAAUAGUUCCGCAUUUAAUUCAUAGAAUAUCAAGUCCCUAGGUUUAAUUAGAGCAGCUAAAAGUAAAUACCUAGAUUCUUUGAUUUCUGUGUGUCAGUUAAUUUAAACAGGUUUUUUUUUUAUUAAGGCCAAAUUAAUUUGAAGUUUAAUUUAUUCAGGAUCUUGAUAAAUAACCUGCAAAAAUUAGGACUUUAAACCACAUUUCAGUUUUUUUUCAUUUGAUAAAUUUAGAUCUAAGAGCUUGGUUUUCCAAGAAAUAGGAAGCAACAAUUUAAUGUCCUUUCCAGAAGAACUAGAAUUCAAAUUUCUUUGGCCUAAUGUUUUACGAUUAAACCCGUAUAAUCAUGUGUAUAUAUAAAAAUAUUAAAAACAAUGAACUAUUUUAGAUAGUAAUGUUAUAUAUGCAUUGUAUAGUUUAGAAUUGACACAAGUUUUCUCAAAUAUAUAUAUAUAUGUAUGUAUUAUAGUUUUUGAAAUAUUAUUUUAACCAUCGUACAUUUCAUAUUUCUUCUAUGAAACUGUUAAGUUUUUUUUUUAAAAUAAAAACACCUAAACAUACUGUAUAUAUUUGUUUUUCAUUCACAUAGAAAGUUAAGUGAGAAAUAUGACUUGAAGAGGAUGACAGCUUGUUUACCUACUGUUUUUUCAUGUUAAUUGAUUUAUUAAUUAAUGACACAACGAGCCAGAUUGUUGACAUGUAUUUCUAAAAUUAUUUUAAUGUAAAGACUGAUUUUAUAAGCCCAUCUGAGUAUAAACACUUUCAUGAAGAAUGGAGCGGCUUGUACGAAAAAUAUAACACAAUUAUAAUUAUUAUAUUUGUGUCAGAGAUAUAAAGAUGCACAAUGUGAAAUCAAUGGAAACCAAUGUAAACUUAAAAUGAACAUAAUUAAUGGAUUUAUAUAUAUUUAACAUUUAUUCUGGCAUGUUAUAAGUUAUUAUUGAUUAAUAAAUCAAUUAACAUGAAAACAUUAUUCUCUUAAAUUAUUCUUUUCUUUAAUUAAUGUGUACUUUAAUGUAGAAUUUUGGGCUCAAUAUCAAUAUAUCCUGUUACUAGAUAAGAAAUGUUUGUUAUUUUUAAGAUAUAUUAAGAUAAUUGUAAAUAUUCAAAUUUAUAAACUGUAGUGAUUAGUAUUAGGAAAGAGUUGCUCUUGUAAAAUUAUAUCCAUCUAUGAAAAUCAAGAAAUGAUUUGAAACGAUUUGUAUAUUUUUCAUAGGGCUAUAAUUUUCUGGAGCAACCCCAAGAUAGAAUAGGUUACUUAAAACUUACACAAUGUAGUAUUAAAUAUUAGAAAAAUUAAUAAACAAUAGAAAAUAUUAGAAUUUUACCUACUUAAUGGGAAUGUUAUUAGGAGUGAGAGGGGUUGAGUUGUCCCAUUGUAGUAAUAAAUUAAAUUUGAUUCUUUUUUAACAGAAUAAUUUGUCUAUUAUAAAUUGUUUAUCUUUCUUUGUCUAUAAAACUGCACAAGUGAUAAAUUUGAUUGUUGUAUAUAGCAAUUAUUUUACAGUUUUAUUUCUUUUGUUUAAAUGUUAAUUAUUGGAAGUUCUGAAUCUGAGGUGUUGGAUGUAGUACUAGGUAAAACAAGAUUUCUAUAUAUAAUUUAAUAUAAUUAGUUUCAAAUAAAUUAGAGCUGCUGGUCAGAUAAUUAAUUUAUUAUAAUUCUUAUUAAUGAGUCAUUAAUUAUUGUGAUAAAGAUGAUGGGUUGUAAUGGUUUAAAUAGAGUAGUCUGAAAUUGUCAUAUCACAAGUUUUAUGUGUUCUUUAAGUAUAGGUAAAAGUCUAAUUUUUAUACGCCCGACAUUCUCAUGUGGAUGUAUAUUGUCGUCGCCCCUGUUCGUCCGUUUGUGUACACUUCACAAGUCACAAUUCUUAUCCAAUUUUGAGGUCACAAUUUUGAUCCGAUUUUUAUGAAACUUAAAACGUAUGUUUAUGUUCCAAAGAUCUUGGUUCCUUUCAAUAAUCGUGCAUAUCGGACUGUAAGUUCCUGGAUCAUGGCCUCUGAUUUUGAUGUAACUUAAAAUAUCGGCUAUGUUUAUAUCCCAGAGUUUUCGAUUCCUUAUGUUUGCCCAUAUCGGACCAUAACUUCCUGGAUUAUGUCCCCUGAUUGUUCGAAAAAUAGCUUUUUUUUAAGGUUGUACUCAUCUAUCUCUUGCAAAAUGUGGGCGUAUCCUGCCUGGCAACCGCUGGUUGUUUAUGUUUCUAACCUUCAACAAAUUAUGAUAUGCGAUGUAGGCCAUUGAAAUUACAGAAACUGAUAUGAAAUAAAGAUUUGUUUUUGUUUUAUAAAAGUGGUGCAUGGAUUUCUUCUACAUCUUAGUUUGUAUUAGCAGUUGUACUUCUUUUUAAAAUUUUAAAAUGUGAAAUUCAUAAUCUCUGGUAAAGCUGCUGUUCUUGAACCAAAAACUUUCACAUUAUAGAACCAAUGUAAUAAUAUAUAUUAUAAACCUAACGCUUGUAAAUGUUGUUUUCAGUUCAGUACAGUAUUAAUGUUUUUUGUCAUUUUGUAUUUAAAAAGUACAUGUAUAUAUGGAGAAAUUGACAGAUUUUAUAUUAUGCUUAACAUCUUCAGCAUGUCAUAAACACAUACGAGUAUUUCUAAGUUUCAAAUAUAGAAUGCACAGGUGCUUUAUUCAUGGAAACUUACAUUCCAUUGACGUAUGACAUCCUAUUUACAUACUGGUAACCAUGCGUUAGACACUAUGUCUAGACUACAGGGAAAACUAUAUUUGUUGUUGAAGAUGGGAAAAUCCUAACAUACUGUAUAAACCCAUGCCUAUGUUGUAAUGAUUAACAGUGACCUGUCACAGACACAAACUGUCAUCUGCCAAACUUGAAAUGAACAGAUUGUUACUUUAUUGCUUAUUACUGAAACUUUUAUAUAGCACAAUUUAUCAGUAAACUUACCAAUCGCUUUUAGUCUAUAGGUUCUUUUUUCUAGGUCAUAAAAAAAUAUACUGUUGCAUUAGUUGAUCUAAUUAACCUCAAGGGAAUAUAUCUUUAAUAUCUAGAUGUGAAGAAAGCUAAAUAACAAUGUAGAUAAUAAUGCAUUGAUUGCAGGUGAUUUAAAUUCUCAUAAAUAAGAUAUAUAGGGCAUUCUAAAAUUUAAUAUAUUACUAUUCCCUUAAACGUAAUUCUGUAGAUGUGCUUGUUUUUGUUUUAGUCAGUGCCAAACACAGCUUUUAUGCCUGAUCGCUAAUGCCUAUAAUAUGGACUAUGCAUUGUGUUGUAAAUAAUUGUUAACAAUUUUACCCAUCUUUGUGCAAUCUGGAAAUACCAGUUGAGUUCGUUAGUACAAGUAGAGUUUUUUUUCUCUCUCAAUCUGUGGGUAGUAUUUCAAUUUAAAAAGUAUGUGCUUUGUAUUGCUCUGUACCAUUGACACAUUGUUAGUAUUUUUUGGGGGCGAGUUUCGUUAUUCUAUUAGUCUUUAAAUUACAACUGUUACCCAACUACAAGUAUUAUAUACUCUUCAAAAAAAGUAGGGGAUAUUCAGAUACAAAACUGCGGAAAUGCUCUGCUGUUUUUAUUAGAGGUAACCAGUGUAUGUUAAUAACCGGCCAAUUGCCUACACAUGAACAUAAACAGUUCAUAUGGGCAGCUUAUCUGACAGCCCCAUUUCACUCGCAAAGAGAGUGGACCUUUUUGAUUUUUGUCUUAAUAAUGAGUAAUUGCUACACCAAUCAUCAGACAUUCAGCAAUUCGUUGUGGCAUGCUCCUAAUCAACCGUCCAGUCAUGAUUUGGGGCAAUCUGACCCACUCCCCUUGCAGUGUUGACGUUGACAAACACGUCUCCCGAUGAAAAUAAACGUAACACACUAAAGCAUUUGGGGCAAUCUGACCCACUCCCCUUGCAGUGUUGACGUUGACGAACACAUCUCCUGAUGAAAAUAAACGUAACACACUAAGGCAAAGAUACGCUAAACAGUAAAUCUUAUGCAAGAACCAAUAGGAAUGCUAACAUGGAUAGAUAAACCAGCACGCAGCAGUUUUCAUCAACCCAUGUGUAGCUCAGUGGUUCUGUUGGGGCAAUAAGUUCUUCAUCUGUGAACAUACUCUCAAAGCAUGUCAAAUGUCCAUGACUAUCAUAUCAUUUCACAACCUGCAUAGGUAUUUGCAUUUCAAUAUCCCCUACUUUUUUUGAAGAGUAUAUAUUUGACAAAAUAAAAUAUAUCCAAGCUGUAUAUCAAGAUAAUCUUACAAUGGAAUUAGAGAUUUUUAUUGUUAUACCCGGGUUUCAAUUGCAUUUAAAUAGAAGUUGAAAAUUUUUAGAGUAUCAGUACAGGUACAACUGUAUAUUUCAAUGACAUGAUCUUUGCUGCUAGUAGAACUCUUGUAUCAAUAUUCUUGCAACUUGAUUAGUUUGUAUUCAAUCUCCUAGCAGACCAUUUGUCAUUAAUAAUUUAUAUAUUUUCACUGUGUUCUUUAAAAUAUUAAACUAGAUGCUUUAAUUGGUCACAAAAAUCAUACAAUAUUUGCACUUGUGUUACUCUAUCCCCAAAACAUUGCUUCUUUAUGGUAGUCAACUAGUAUUAAUUUAUGGUUUCUUUUGUUUUUGAGUAUUUAUAAAUAUUUUAUUAUUGCUCAUCCUCAUUGUCUUGUCCUUUUAUUUCUACCAUUCCAUGUAAGUAACAAAGCUUAAGAAUUUCUUGAGAUUAUGUUUCAGAAAAUUAUUCAAGACGAAUGUAAUACUAUUGUACUUUAUGUAACAAAAUACCAUGAAUUUGGUGUAUUUUUAUUUUAAAAUAAUUUCAAAUGUAAAAGUACAACAAAAAUCUGAUUAACAGGAAAUGAUAUUCGUCAUAUAUGCUAACAAAAAUCAUUUGAAUUUUUCAGAGGCCUGUUUUCUCCUAACUAAAAUAUCUUGCGUUUUUCUCUACCAACCUAUCUGAAAAUAAUCUUUAGUCUUCCGCUUACCUUAAAUAGAACAGUGAUUGUACAAUCAUCUGUAUUAUCUCCGUGGAUACAAAUAAACUAAUUGUAUGUGGGUUAUUAACUUUGUAGCGUAUUUCUUUUCAGUGUAUUAACUUUUACAUUUGUAUUUAGUUUCUUCUCUGAAAUUGUGUUCUCAAUAUUAUUUUUUAAACUUACAAUAAGAACAGAUUUUGAGGUCCUGUUUUAACCAAUUUGUACCAUUAUUGUCACUUUAUUUAUCACUUCAAUAUAUUAUAUUGGAGUUUAUUGGUGUAGUUAAAUGUAGGAAGAAUGGUAAAUAAAUGAUAUCAUACGGGA